This is a messenger RNA of Brassica rapa (field mustard), 1372 nucleotides long. RefSeq lists its product as uncharacterized. NCBI's taxonomy places the organism in Eukaryota, Viridiplantae, Streptophyta, Magnoliopsida, Brassicales, Brassicaceae. Gene Ontology annotation, cellular component: DNA replication factor A complex. Gene Ontology annotation, molecular function: single-stranded telomeric DNA binding; damaged DNA binding. The record is from RefSeq and is a predicted model, not a curated record. Gene Ontology annotation, biological process: nucleotide-excision repair; meiotic cell cycle; double-strand break repair via homologous recombination.
UGAGGCCCCAGUUCUUGACGAAGUGGAGAUAGCAAAGGCGAGGCGUGUUCUGAUUCAUGUCCAAUCACAUGAUGGCCCGGUCAUGAAGCUAUACCUUUGGGAUCAGGCUGCGAGAGAGUUCUGCAAAAAGUUCAAGUCGUACGAGGGCACACCCACUGUGUUACUGGUCACGACCGUAAACACAAAGACUCUUGGAGGUUAUGAUUUCUAUCUAUACUUCAAAUUUCUUACAGUUAUACAUCAGCAUUUUGUGUUCUUUAAUAGGUUUUUCAUGUGACAACAGGUACUCUUGCUUUGACUUCAAUGUCCUCUUCGCGUGUGUUUAUGGACUACGAUGUCCAGCCUACCAUAGAUUACUUCAGUUGGUUGGGCUCUAAUCCAGAUAUUGCUGAGCAGGUUAACGCAGAGGUCGUCACCAAACGUGAGACAAUGACUAUAGGAGAGAUAUUCUCCUAUAUCGAGCAGGAAUCCGCAAAGGUAAACUUAAUCUAUAUAUCUUCAAUCAGUAAGAGAAAUUUAUAUUUUUAUGCAAACUCGCAGGACGCCUUCUUCGAGUGCACGGCUACGAUCGACGACGUCGUGCAUGGUUCUUCUUGGUACUACAUUGCCUGCAGUGGGUGCCAUAGUAAGGUUAGCAAAGGUCCAACUUCGUUGCUCUGCACAAACAAGAAGUGUGGAAAGGUUAACGUAUCUGGUGUUCCACAGUACCUGUCAAAGAUAUCCGUUUAUGACAACAGUGACCAAGCUGUUUUUGUUCUACUUGGAGAUGCCGGUCGUGAGCUGACUGGGAAGCCAGCGUCAGAGUUAGUCAGAAGCUAUUUUGAGGCUAAUGGGAACGAAGGAGUUAACCUUGAGGCGCCUAUUCCAGAAGCUCUAAUCAGCACCAUCGGUCAGAAGCAUAAGUUUUGUGUCAAAGUUACAGAGCAUAACUUAUCGGGUAAGACUCGAUCUCUUACCGUGACCAAGAUCCUCUCUCUAGACACUCCACCAGCCACAGCAUCUUCAGAAGAUAACCAUACUACUGCGACGUCUGAGGAGACAUCCCAAAACCGUGUGGAUUCAGCAGAUGGGAGUAAGGGCGCCUGUUGCAGUUCUGAGCUGGAGAGAGCUAAACGUCGUAAGUGUGGGAACUAGAGUUCUCGUGACACUUCUCAAAGAUUGCAACUCCUAUUCAGUUUACGUGUUUAUCUCAUUUACAAUUGCAUGCAUGUUUUUUCAUUUUGUCUUUUGAAUUAUGAGAGUUUUUUCCUUGACUAUGGUUUUCUCUCAUUUUGAAUUAUCAGAGUUUUUACCUUGACUAUGGUUUUCUCUCAUUUUGAAUUAUCAGUUUUUUCUUCGAGUUAUUUGAUAUCAAAUAUCAGUGUUUUAUUAA